GACAAUGGCGAGAGCCAAGCAUGCGAGCUCUCGGCGGGGGCGACGCCGAUUCUCGAGGGGCGUUCCCGGCGAAUCGCAGCCUCUGGUGAGUCCGAGCGCCUGGGUUGGGUACGAGGAUGUUCUUCCGCUGGAAGGAAUCGUCGAUGACGACGAGCAAGGGACGAAAUCUAGGAGCCAGGGGCUGGAUUACGCGGAGCUUCUAGCACAGGAUCCAGUGAUCGGCACUGGAGACUUCUCAGGAGUGUUUUCUCGUGGAUUGGAUCCUUUCGAGGACGCAUUCGCGGACCUCUACGCGUUCGACGAUCCGGAAACCAGCACGGCUCCGUUUCUUUCUUUGGAUUUAGAGCUGCUUGGCCAGCGCCUUGCCAAAGUGAGCUUGAAAAAAAGGCUCUUUCUCGACGAUGAGACGCUACCUUCCGAGCUGCUCGUCUCGGAUGAAGAGGACACGAGUCCUAGAGACGGUGGUGACGUUCAAGAACAGGGAGCUACUUCUUCGCGGAUUGACAAAGUCGAUUCUCGGACAAUGGAUUUUCAACGGGAGAACGUAGAAGGUACGAGAACUGAGGUCGAGGACGUCAAGAAAUGGCUCGACACCGCAUUGCAAGAUCCCGAGAACGGCAAAGCCUUGUCGUUCAAAGACACGGUCACAGAGCAAUCUUUUGUCCCGCAACGAGAUGAAAGAGAGGCCGAACUGGAUGCGCUGCUCGACUUGCUGGACAACGUCGCCAUAGAAGAUAAAGAAGAUGGUGUCAAGCUUGGCAACGUCAGUGGUGGCGGCCUAGAUUUUCAGCUGGUUGGGGAUGAGCAAAGCUCCACUUUCAUGUCGCAGAAAGAUCUCGAGACUUUGUUGUGGUCUCCGCCAGAGGAUGCGAAGCCCCAUCCCUCCACCAGCGUGUCACCUUUGGAGACGGAAAAGCGUGGGGUGACACCACCAGCUUUGGAAGAAGAUUUCGACGCUUGGCUCGACUCGUUCGACUAAGACGAGGAAAGCUGAUGUACACUUCGCGUUUCUUUUCGUCUUUCUAGAAAAUGGAGUCGUAUUCUUCCGGAAAAGAGCUCCUCAGGAUGGCGAUCUGGCCUUCUUUCUCGAGGAUCUCUUCUUCCAGCUGCUGGACCUUCCACCUCAUGUCCCCGGAGCUCUGGAGCAUGCUGAAAACAUCGUCGCAACUCUUGGUUCCUCGUCCAGCUUUGAUGUCGAGCCCCUCGAGCAGUCUCAGAUCGUCCUCGAUUUCCUGCGCCUCCAUCUUCGUCAGCUUGAUCCGGAGAUCGUGGACGACCACCCUCAACUGGUGGAUCUCGUCGUCUUUCUUGGCGGCCUCGAGCUCGGAGGUUCUGAGCUUUGCUCGUAGCUGCUCGGCUUCCUCAGCGUUCUUGUCCUGGAUUUCAAUGGUGGACGAGAGCUGCGAGCUCAAUCUCGUCAGCGCUUCCUCGCGCUGUGAGAGCUCGUACUCGGUGUCUGCUAGCUUUGUACGCAGGGAAUCGGAUUCUAAGUUUAGAUCGUCCUUCUCUUUAA
This is a messenger RNA of Selaginella moellendorffii, 1513 nucleotides long. RefSeq lists its product as uncharacterized. The record is from RefSeq and is a predicted model, not a curated record. Lineage: Eukaryota; Viridiplantae; Streptophyta; Lycopodiopsida; Selaginellales; Selaginellaceae. The transcript is spliced from 5 exons. The coding region runs from base 5 to 979 and encodes 324 amino acids.